AUGAAAGCAAAUAAUGAUUUUGAUAUCAUUGCAUUACUACAUUUACAAGCCUGGGAGGAAGGUGGGGCACACGGCGGCCCUGACUUUUUGUUAUUUCAUAGAGAACUGCUUAAAGUUUAUGAAUUAGCGAUGCGAGAAGCUUCAUACAAACUUUUCCAAUCGACAGAUGUUUGUUUGGCUUAUUGGGACUCGACCUUGGAUGGACGUUUACCGACACCAAAGGAUUCAUAUUUCUUCACCGCUGACGUAAUUUUAUUAGAUAAUUUAUCAGAUCAGAUUUAA
Messenger RNA from Meloidogyne enterolobii, 282 nucleotides. Lineage: Eukaryota; Metazoa; Nematoda; Chromadorea; Rhabditida; Meloidogynidae. The record is from the annotation of a GenBank genome assembly.